Messenger RNA from Cuscuta campestris, 3593 nucleotides. The record is from the annotation of a GenBank genome assembly. Lineage: Eukaryota; Viridiplantae; Streptophyta; Magnoliopsida; Solanales; Convolvulaceae.
GUUAUUCCCCUUUUAUUUUCUUUUUUUAGGAAAGGGAUCCAUUCCUCCUUACUUAAAAUAGUAGAAAAGGAGCGUUGCAUUGCCACACAACCGGUUUAUAUCCCGUGGUUUCCUUCAGCUUCUGGCCUGCUUGACGAUUCACCGAUCUUCCGUAGAUAUCCAAUCCAUCAUACCCAGGAAGCACCAAUUUCUUCAAUAUGACCUGGUUAGGGCACUAAAUCCUUGGAGAAAUGACAUCACUCCGCUCAUCUGGAUAUGUAGAUCCUGGUUGGGAGCAUGGUGUUGCCCAAGAUGAGAAGAAAAAGAAAGUCAGAUGUAAUUACUGUGGGAAAGUAGUCAGUGGUGGGAUAUACAGAUUGAAGCAGCAUUUAGCUCGCCUCACUGGUGAAGUCACUUACUGUGACAAGGCCCCAGAGGAAGUUUGCUUCAGAAUGAGAGAAAAUCUAGAAGGGUGUCGUUUCGGUAAAAAGCCUAGGCAUUUCGAAUAUGAUGAACAAACAUAUUUGAAUUUCCAUGGUAGUGAUGACGCGGAAGAGGAGGAUCAGAUAGGGUACAAGAAUAAAGGGAAGCAGUUGGCUAAUAAUGACAAGGGUUUGGUUAUAAAUUUGACCCCUCUCAGAUCUCUUGGAUAUGUUGAUCCUGGGUGGGAACAUGGUGUCCCUCAGGACGAAAGAAAAAAGAAGGUAAAAUGUAAUUAUUGUGAAAAAGUAGUGAGCGGGGGUAUAAACCGUUUUAAGCAGCAUAUAGCAAGAAUACCAGGGGAAGUUGCCCCUUGUAAAAAUGCUCCUGAAGAAGUGUAUCUUAGGAUAAAAGAGAAUAUGAAAUGGCACCGCACAGGAAGAAGGCAUAGACGGCCCCAUACUAAAGAGUUAUCGGCCUUCUAUAUUAAUAGCUCAGAUAACGAAGACGAUGAAAACGAAUAUGAAGAUCUUGAAGAAGAGGCAGUGCAGAAUGUGACCAAUGAGAAACUUUUAAUUGGGGAUAAUAAAAGAGUUGACAGAGACUCAAUGAGGCAUUUUAGAGGGGCAUUAUGUGCUAGUGUGUCUGAACCAUUACCGAAAAGAUCAAAGUUUGAUGCAUUUGAGGCAACACCAAAGGCGUCAAUUCUUCAAUCUCCUUCCGGGAAAACAAAAGCACGUUCUAACAAAAAACCCCUCAAGGAGGUCAUGUCUGCAAUCUGCAAGUUUUUCUAUCAUGCUGGAGUGCCUCCUCAUGCAGCGAACUCUCCCUAUUUUCAUAAAGUGCUGGAGUUGGUUGGUCAGUAUGGACAGAAUUUUGUAGGCCCUUCAAGUCAAAUGAUAUCUGGAAGGUUUCUACACAAUGAAGUUGUAGUUAUAAAAAAUCAUAUUGCUGAGUAUAAAUCUUCAUGGGCAGUCACGGGCUGUUCUAUUUUGGUUGAUAGUUGGAAAGACACGCAGGAGAGGGCUUUAAUCAAUAUUUUGCUUUCUUGCCCUCGUGGCAUGUACUUUGUUUGCUCUGUUGAUAUAACCAAUGUUGUUGAGGAUUCAGCAUAUCUAUUUAAGCUUCUUGAUGGAGUAGUGGAAGAUAUGGGUGAGGAAUAUGUCAUACAGGUGAUCACUCCGAACACACCAAGCUAUCAAGCUGCAGGAAAGAUGCUUGAAGAAAAAAGAAAGCAUCUGUUUUGGACACCUUGUGCUUCAUAUUGUAUUGAUAGAAUUCUUGAAGAUUUUUUGAAGAUACAAUGGGUUGGAGAAUGUAUGGAGAAAGGACAGAAGAUUACAAAAUUCAUUUACAAUCGUGUAUGGCUGUUAGAUCUUAUGAAAAAGGAAUUUACGGGAGGACAGGAACUUCUAAAACCAUCUUUCACCAAAUUUGCUUCAAGUUUUACUGUCGUCCAGAGUUUGCUGGACCAGAGGAAUUGUCUUAAGAAAAUGUUUCAAUCAAACAAAUGGCUUUCAUCUCGGUAUUCAAGGUCAGAUGAGGGUAAAGAAGUUGAGAAAAUUGUUCUGAGUGCAUCAUUUUGGAGGAAGAUGCUUUAUGUGAGGAAAUCAGUUGACCCUAUCUUGGAAGUUCUUCACAAUAUCAAUAGCAAUGAUAGCCAUACUAUACCUUUUAUCUACAAUGACAUGUACAAAGCAAAACUAGUAAUCAAAGCUAAUCACAAUGAUGACAUCCGUAAAUACCAGCUGUUUUGGGAUGUAAUAGACAAUCACUGGAAUAUUUUAUCUCACCACUCGCUCUACCUGUCCGCCUACUUUUUGAAUCCUUCAUACCGGUAUCGUCCUGAUUUUGUUCCGCAUCCAGAGGUUGUACGUGGGCUGAAUGGAUGCAUUGUUAAACUGGAACCAGACAGCGCCCGAAGAAUUUCUGCUUCCAUGCAGAUAUCUGAAUUUAAUGCUGCUAAAGCUGAUUUUGGGACUGAUCUGGCAAUUAGUACCAGAAUGGAGCUUAAUCCAGCUGCAUGGUGGCAACAACAUGGGAUAAAUUGUUUAGAGCUGCAGCGUAUAGCUGUACGGAUACUCAGUCAAACGUGCUCAUCCUUUGGGUGUGAGCAUAACUGGAGUGUUUAUGAUCACACUCACAGUGAAAGGCAUAACCAUUUGGCACAGAAAAGAUUGAAUGAUGCAAUCUUUGUCCAUUAUAACCUACGACUUAGGGAACGACAGAGGUUGAUAAUGUCCAAUGACUCAAUUGCUCUUGACAGUGUGCUGCAAGAAAGUUUGUUGUAUGAUUGGAUUGUAGCAUCAGACAAACAAGUCUUUCAAGAAGACGAGGAAGGUCUGUACAGUGAAAUGGAACUUGGUGUAUAUGAUAAUGACUUCAUGGAGCAUGAUGGUGGCAGAAAUGAGAUGGAGAUGGCAACUCUAGCUAGCAUGGCUGGACCACUGGAAGUGCAUCAUGGGGGGGCAACUGAUGAUGAUGAGGAUGACGAUGAUCUCAAUUUUCUAGACGACGACAUAAGUGAGUAGAAUCCCAACUCUCUGAAACCAACAGACUUCAGGUAACCUAUUUCCAGCUUGGUGGCAGUAAGACCAUCAUACAAAAAAAUGUUUUAUGCUUAAGGAGACCACCAGAAUCAUCAUGAAAGAGGCCUCCUUUGUUGUACUCUCACCUAAACAAGGGAAAGAGAAAUAGAGAAGACCGACUCUGAGUUGUACUAAUUUAGCCAAAGUCCCUUAUGCAGGGGCAAAUAAGGAAAAGAUUUGCGAUGGCAUUUGUGAAUCCAUUUUUGUGCUGUACUUAAUAUGUGCAUGAAAGACAGCUUGUAGAAGAUGAUGAUGGAUGAUGAGGUAAGCUGGCUGGUUAUUUUGUUGCAAGGGGAAAUUACUUUCAAUGUCUGGCUUACAAUGAUGUACAUCACCUGACCCAAAAAGAUACUGAAAUUCUGGAUUUGAUUCGACCAUUUCAUGUUCUUUUUUCCCCGGGGGUAUUAGAGAUGCCAUAUUGUGUAUCAUGUUCUUGUUUGGGGUUGAUAAAAACCAAUAUUGUUCAAGUGCAUCGUGAGCUCAAACCGAAGAUAGAGGUACAUGUACCAGUAAUGUUAAUGACAGAAAUAAAUCAUUAGGCUAGAUUCUGCAGGUGAUACAAUACCAAUUAGGAAGUCUGAACAUGAAAAAAUAGUCUGAUUUUGU